Messenger RNA from Patella vulgata (common limpet), 1045 nucleotides. Its product is annotated as dynein regulatory complex protein 8. Bases 83 to 583 code for a protein of 166 amino acids. Gene Ontology annotation, molecular function: calcium ion binding. Lineage: Eukaryota; Metazoa; Mollusca; Gastropoda; Patellidae. The transcript is spliced from 6 exons. The record is from RefSeq and is a predicted model, not a curated record.
UAUUGCGUCUGGAAAGAACGAGACCAAAGCGGGUCUCUAAAAAUUUAUCGCGCCUACCGUUAGCAACACAUUUGUAUACAUCAUGGCAGCCAGCACAGACGAAGCAAAGGAAAAUGCAGAUUCCUUGUUUAACGAAAUUCAGAGAAAAAUCACAGAGGCUUUUGAUAUUUUCGACCAUGAAUCAAAUAAAACCGUUGAUGUGAGAGAAAUUGGUACAAUUGUGAGAUCACUGGGUUGUUGUCCUACAGAAGGUGAAUUACAGGAUAUGUUACAUGAGAUUGAAGAAGAAGAAAACACCGGUUAUAUCAGAUUUGAAAAAUUUCUUCCUAUGAUGACAAAAAUCUUAAUGGAAAGAAGAUAUAAACCAUCACCGGAAGAUAUUUUAUUAAAAGCUUUUCAAGUUUUAGAUGUUGAAAUGAAAGGAUAUUUAACCAGAGAAGAAUUAGAAAAAUAUAUGACAGAAGAAGGUGAACCAUUUACCCAGGAUGAAUUAGAAGAAAUGUUAUCAUCAGCCGUAGAUCCAGAUAAAGGAACAAUAUUAUAUAAAGAUUAUGUUUCUGAAUUAACUGUUGAUGAACAAUAAUACCCUAGGUUUUAAAUUAAAAUGAUGUAAAGGACCCUGAGAUGUUUUGUAAUGGAUUAUAAAACUCUUAAAUUGUCCAUAAGGAACAUGUCUUCAGAUGUCUAACAUUUUAAUUUAAAAUAUUUAAUAGUGAGGAGAAAAAUGUAUGGUAUAAAGUUGGUUAAAGGGGGUCAUUAUUAACUGAACUUUAGUGGGGGUCCAGGGGGUGUAUAUAUCCAUUUGACAAGUUCACUUUGUCUCCUGUCAAUUGUGCAUUUCAAAAUUUCUUUAUUGUACCUGGCCUUUCUAGUUAUGAUUAAGUCUGGCAUAUAUAUAAUCUGUAAAAAUUAAAUAUGAAUUGAAUAUGUUAAAAGCAGUAUUCACCAACAAGUUGUAAAUUGUAAAUAAUAUUUUAAAAAGUCAACAAAUCUUAUAUACACAUACUAUUUAUUAUUUAUAUAAAUAAAUUAUCAUUAUAUCAAA